GGCUAGGCUGAGCUGGAGGCGCGAAGGCUCGAAGAAACUGAAGGGCCGCUGGAGUUGCCCCUGCUCUCUGAGACAUAAAUUUGAAAUAAAUAAGGGAAAAGAACCCUGACAAUGUCUUUGGUAGUGUCAGAAUAUACCAUUGGUGGGGUGAAGAUUAUCUUUCCUUGCAAGGCUUACCCCUCACAGCUUGCUAUGAUGAAUGCAAUUGUUAAGGGGUUAAAUUCCAGGCAACAUUGUUUGUUGGAGAGCCCCACAGGAAGUGGUAAAAGUUUGGCGUUACUUUGUUCUGUAUUGUCAUGGCAGCAGUCUCUGCAUGAGAAGUCACUGGAUGAGUUCUCAUGUGAAAAGGAAUGCAAAAAACCAGAGACUUCAUUGCCAUGUCACUGUAGAUGCCAUUCCCAGGCUGUGACUAAUGACACUACUGCAGAUGUGAACCAAGGUGCUUCUUGUUCUUUCACUAAUUGUAAAGCAGCAACUUCCAUAAAAAGUGAAACACCAUCAACAGACAAAGAACAUAAUGCAAAAGUCACACUGUCUUCAAAAUUAUCUGCAAAGAAAUGGGCAUCUUUACAUAGAGAUGAAAAUGACGACUUUCAAGUGGACAGGAAAAGGAUACGUUUAUUAGAAACUGAGCAGCAGGUAAGAAAACGUCAUUGUUUUGCAAAGGGAGUGCAGUUUGUUGAUGCUUUGGAAGUUUAUCAACAGCGAAGAAAUGGGGAACUGACUGUUCACUCAGAAAAAAUUGCUGCUUUCUCUCCAAAAACAUCUCCUGGUCCCUGCACACAGUGUUCCUGUUCUUCUGCAAAAGAAAAUGGUAAAAAUGUUAGUAAUGCAAAGAGGAAGGAAAAUGGAGGAAAGCCACACAUCCCCAAAAUAUUUUUUGGAACUCGAACACACAAGCAAAUAGCUCAGAUUACUAGAGAGCUGCAGAGGACAGUGUACUCCAGUGUCCGUAUGACAAUUCUUUCUAGCCGGGAUCAUACCUGUGUUCAUCCAGUGGUAUCCAGAAGUAGUAACAGGAAUGAAAAAUGCGCAGACUUGCUGGAAGGAAAAAAUGGCGGGUCCUGUGUUUACUACCAUGGUGUCCAUAAACUUAGUGAACAUCAUGCUCUACAGUUUGCACGUAAGAAGUGUCAGGCUUGGGACAUAGAAGAUCUAGUAAGCCUGGGAAAGAAGCUACGUGCAUGUGCCUAUUUUGCUGCUCGAGAACUCAUGGUGGGGGCAGAUAUUGUAUUUUGUCCUUACAACUACCUGUUGGACCCACAAAUAAGAGAGAGUAUGGAGAUUAACUUAAAAGACCAAGUAGUAAUUUUAGAUGAAGCUCAUAAUAUUGAAGAUUGUGCACGGGAGUCAGCCAGUUACAGUGUUACAGAAACACAGAUGAGAUUUGCUCGAGAAGAACUUGAUAUCAUGGUCGUCAACAACAUCAGACGGAAGGACCAUGAUCCCCUGCGGGCUGUGUGCUACAGUCUGACAAAUUGGCUGCAGGAAAGCUCUGGUCAGCUUAAAGAAAGGGGAUAUGAAACCUCCUGUAAAGUUUGGAGUGGAAAGGAAAUGCUCACCAUUUUGCACAAUAUGGGAAUAACAAAUGCUACAUUUCCUAUCUUGCAGAAACAUUUUGCAGCUGUCCUUGAAAAAGAAGAAAAAGUAUCAAAUCUUCAUGAAGGAGAUGAGCUUAUUGAGGUUCCUAUUGUGAGCCCUGCCACUCAAAUUGUGCUAAAAGGGCUAUUCAUGGUUCUGCUAUAUCUUUUUAAAGAUAACAACAGAUUUGCAGAUGACUACAGAGUUGCUUUGCAACAAACAUAUGUUUGGACAAAUGAAAAGCAACUUGAUAUUCCAGAUAAAAAUGCUUUUUUUGUACAACCAAAACAUCAGAGGAGUUCACGGCAGAAAACAGCAGUCCAUACUCUUAACUUUUGGUGCUUGAAUCCAGCUGUGGCCUUUUCAGAUUUAAGUGGUAAUGUCAGGACAAUUGUUCUAACAUCUGGUACGCUCUCUCCAAUGGACUCAUUUUCUUCAGAACUUGGUGUGAAGUUUACUAUCCAGCUUGAGGCAAAUCAUGUUAUUCAUAACUCACAGGUUUGGGUUGGCACCAUUGGGGCAGGCCCCAAGGGUCGGAAGCUGCAUGCCACAUUCCAGCAUACAGAGACCUUUGAAUUCCAGGAUGAAGUGGGAGCACUUCUGCUUUCAGUGUGUCAAACUGUUGGCCAAGGGGUCUUAUGCUUUUUGCCAUCUUAUAAGUUGUUGGAUAAAUUAAAAGAUCGCUGGAUGCAUACUGGUUUAUGGAGAAACUUGGAGCUUGUUAAGACAGUCAUUGCAGAGCCUAAAGGAGGAGACAAAGCUGACUUUGAUGCACUGCUCCAAAUAUACUAUGAUGCAAUAAAAUAUAAAGGAGGAAAAGAUGGAGCACUUCUCAUAGCAGUAUGCAGAGGUAAAGUUAGUGAAGGCUUGGAUUUCUCUGAUGACAAUGCCCGUGCUGUCAUAACUAUUGGUAUUCCAUUUCCAAAUGUGAAAGACCUUCAGGUUGAGUUAAAGAGGAAAUACAAUGACCAGCACUCAAAGACAAGAGGCCUUUUACCAGGUAGCCAGUGGUAUGAAAUUCAAGCUUACAGAGCUCUCAACCAGGCACUGGGCAGGUGUAUUCGUCACAAAAAGGAUUGGGGUGCUCUUGUGUUAGUUGAUGAUCGCUUCAGGAGUAACCCUAAUAAAUACAUAACUGGAUUAUCCAAAUGGGUUCGUCAACAAAUCCAGCACCAUGAGAACUUUAGUACUGCACUUGAGUCGUUGGAUGCAUUUGCUAAAAAAAAUCAAGUGGGUGCUGGUUCUUCAACCCAGUGUAAUAGUGAAUCUCUGCUCAUACAUUCAAGUUCAAAAGAUCUGUCACCAACUUCGUUAUGGGAGGCAUCUAUUCAUCUGUCACCAGAUGUUCCUGUUGAAAGUAAGGUGCAGUAUUUGGUCCUGGAAGCUGAUUCGCCUACAGCAAUCAACACAGUUAAUCCUACAGCAUCCAGUCAAUCAAGUAACAGCAUGGCAACAAAGAAAAACGGUCAGAAUUUUGGUGUAGAAAAUCAUUCUCACCAAACAGUGCGGAGAGAAAAACAUAUGGAUUCCAAACCAAAAAGUCCUGCCAUCAAAAAAGAAAGAGAGAAAAGGAAUAGUUGGACUAAUGCUGACCUUAUGAAACAAUACUUCAGCAAUAAGCCACUGACUUCAACACCUCUGCCUGUGAAUGAAAAGCAAUGCAUCUCCAAAGCUAUGUGCAAACAAAAAAGGAGAACUAUUGAAUCUAGUCAGCCUGUUGUUAAUGAACGCCAGUGCCAGUUGUCAUUGCUUACAGAACAUACACUAAGUGGCCCAGCAUUACAACUGGAAACAAGUAGUUCCUCAAUAAAAAAGGGUGAAGCUGCAACUGCUGAAGAACAUCCUGCUGAACAGCAACUCUGCACUAAUAGAGUCAUAGAUCAAUGCAUUGAGUUAUCUCCAGUAAGAGGAAAAAUUGAACUUUCAAUGUUAAAUGUAGCCAGAGAAGCAGAAGCUGAGGAUGACAGUAUCUAUUUUACACCUGAACUUUAUGAUGAUAUAGAAUCAGAGGAACAGCAAAUUGAACCAUUAAUUCAAACGUGUAAUAAUACUGUGAAUCAGAAUGAACAUGGAGCUUGCAUUGUAGCUGAAGAUCUUUUUGAAAUCAGUACUUCAAAAGUAGUAAGCUCAAUUGGAGAAAUAAAAAGUAAUGAUAACAUGAACACAGAAUUAGCUAUAAUAAUGCAAAAUGACAAGAUUAAGGGUAAUACAGUUAGCGAUGCUGAAAGUAUUACUAGAGUAGGAGAAGUAGAACAGAAAAAAUAUCAGGAAAUGGACACCAGAAAAAAGAAAAGUAAACUUUCCAGAUCACGAAACAAAGGUGUGUCUUCCUUCUCAUUGAGCAGUACUAGUCCAUAG
Messenger RNA from Emys orbicularis (European pond turtle), 3939 nucleotides. It is a transcript of the gene BRIP1, whose product is annotated as BRCA1 interacting helicase 1. Gene Ontology annotation, biological process: nucleotide-excision repair; double-strand break repair involved in meiotic recombination. Bases 112 to 3939 code for a protein of 1275 amino acids. The transcript is spliced from 20 exons. Gene Ontology annotation, cellular component: nucleus. NCBI's taxonomy places the organism in Eukaryota, Metazoa, Chordata, Testudines, Emydidae. The record is from RefSeq and is a predicted model, not a curated record. Gene Ontology annotation, molecular function: hydrolase activity, acting on acid anhydrides, in phosphorus-containing anhydrides; ATP binding; DNA binding.